Molecule: messenger RNA, 794 nt
Organism: Mytilus trossulus (common blue mussel)
Lineage: Eukaryota; Metazoa; Mollusca; Bivalvia; Mytilida; Mytilidae
Exons: 3
Coding region: 81-638 (185 amino acids)
Molecular function (GO): protein binding
Source: RefSeq, a predicted model, not a curated record
AUAUCAUACUAGAACGGUUUUCCUCUAUUCGGGAGAUUUUCUAGAACAGGGACGCUAAUAAGCUGUAAAUUAAAAGGAUAAUGACCCUUGUUUUUAACUACAUCUUGUUUGUUUUGGUGCCGAUGAUCUUAAAUCAGUUAUACAUAGAUGCCUAUACAUAUGGUCUGCAGUGUGUUGAAUGCGAUGAUGACCGAAAGGAGCGAUUCUGUCGUGAAAGUACUGAUGAUAACGGUCAGACUUCAUUCACUGCAUUUACAUUCACUGUAGAUUAUAAUACUAUAAAAUGGAAAAAAGGAGAUAUAGUGAAAUACACCCGUAAACUCACUGAUAUUGGCAACUGUUACAAUCCAAAUACGGGUAUUUUUACUGUUAAAACGGAUGGUGUUUACUCGGUAUCAGCUGCUAUGAUAGGAGGCACGAAACAAUCCACUCAUUAUUCUCUCAGGAAGAAUGGACAGCAGAUGGUGUGGUUUUUCACUGGUCCAGCAUACGAUAUGUCAGCCCAAACUAUCAACCUUAUACUGAAGAAAGGAGACAGGCUUUGGAUACAACUAGAAUGGUUACCCGUUCUUAUUAUUCAUACACAACCUCCUUAUCAUCAAUUCAGUGCAAUUCUGAUAAAGGCAGGAACAUUUUGAAGAAAACUAAUACAAGCACUGCUAAUAUUUUUGGUAGUUACAACUUGAUUAUGGUCAGACUUCUUUUGUUUGAACAAGUUAUGCACUUAAAAGCUGAUUAAAUUCAGUUUUUGUGUCUUACAAUACUUGAAUCUACCUUUUCAUACCACAUGUUAC